Molecule: messenger RNA, 1357 nt
Organism: Syzygium oleosum
Lineage: Eukaryota; Viridiplantae; Streptophyta; Magnoliopsida; Myrtales; Myrtaceae
Product: GDSL esterase/lipase At4g26790-like
Exons: 3
Coding region: 60-1148 (362 amino acids)
Molecular function (GO): hydrolase activity, acting on ester bonds
Source: RefSeq, a predicted model, not a curated record
UCUAUAUAUCACAUACCCAUUUCUUGCUCGUCUCUGAAAACUCAGAAGAUCGGAGUUACAUGCAUAGCAUGGCACGCAUGCAUUUCCCACUUCCUAGCAGGCCCUUCUUGUUGCUCCCGCACUUGUUCCUGCUGCUGGCGGCCACCGUGUGCGGAGCCAAAGUCCCCGCAAUCAUCGUGUUCGGGGACUCGUCCGUCGAUGCCGGGAACAACAACGCGAUCUCCACCUUCCUGAAGAGCAACUUCCGGCCGUACGGCCGGGACUUCAUCGGCGGCCAGCCCACGGGGCGGUUCUCCAACGGCCGGGUCCCGACAGACUUCAUCUCGGAGGCGUUCGGGCUCAAGCCGACCGUGCCGGCCUACCUGGACCCGAUGUACAGCAUCAAGGACUUCGCCACCGGAGUCUGCUUCGCUUCCGCCGGGACUGGGUACGACAAUGCCACCUCCAAUGUCCUAAACGUGAUCCCCAUGUGGAAAGAGAUGGAGUACUACAAGGAAUACCAGCAGAAGCUCCGGUCGUACCUCGGCGACGACAAGGCCAACUUCAUCCUCUCCGAGGCGCUCUACGUGGUCAGCCUCGGCACCAACGACUUCCUCGAGAACUACUACUCUUCCGUUCCCGGCGGCCGGCGGUCCCAGUUCACGGUGCGGCAGUACGAGGACUUCCUCGUCGAGCUUGCCGCCGGCCAGAUAACAGAGCUGCACCGCCUCGGCGUCCGGAAGGUGUCGCUGACGGGGCUACCCCCGAUGGGGUGCUUGCCGCUGGAGAGGACGACCAACUUCUUCGGGUUUAAUGAGUGUGUGCAGGAGUACAACAACGUGGCAGUGGAGUUCAACGGCAAGCUGAGGAAGGCGGUGAACAGGAUGAACCGGCAGCUCCCCGGGCUGCGGAUGGUGCUGUCAGAUCCCUACGAGCUGUUCCUUGAGAUCAUCAGGAAGCCCUCUUCCUUCGGGUUCAACGUUGCGCAAAGGGCGUGUUGCGCGACCGGAUUGUACGAGAUGAGCUACAUGUGCAAUCAACAGAACUUGUUCACGUGCACAGACGCUAGUAAGUACGUGUUCUGGGAUUCCUUCCACCCGACGGAGAAGACGAACCAGAUACUCGCGGGGUAUCUGACCAAGGAGGUUCUCCUACCUGCGUUUUCUUGAUCGAGUGUACGAUGAAUACAUGUGAUGUGUGACUCAUAAAUAGACCCUCCGCUUGUCCGGCUAUUUGGUGCCGUUCCCAUGUGCAAAUCGCGAUUGUCAGUGUCAAAAAUCGUAUGGAAAAAUCAUAGUCGGAUCGAACGUGAUGAACAAUAUAAUGUAUGGAGCUCGAAUAACUUCCAUGCGAUGAAACUAUUGAUUGAUUUGCUUUA